Phyllostomus hastatus (greater spear-nosed bat) is the source of this 6865-nucleotide messenger RNA. It is a transcript of the gene MEGF6, whose product is annotated as multiple EGF like domains 6. Bases 1 to 6285 code for a protein of 2094 amino acids. The transcript has 41 exons. Lineage: Eukaryota; Metazoa; Chordata; Mammalia; Chiroptera; Phyllostomidae. Gene Ontology annotation, molecular function: calcium ion binding; protein binding. The record is from RefSeq and is a predicted model, not a curated record.
AUGGGGGAGGAUGACGGGCGGGGAAGACCCGUGUGGUCUGGAGGGAAAAUACACCGGGGGAGGUGCUCCCCGUUGGUCACCAGCGAGCCGCCGCCGGAGCGGAGCGGCGUGGCGCACCGAGGACUCGUUCCGGCGGCGCACGGCAGGGAGCGAGUCCUGCCGGGUCGGGGGGGUGGAGACUCCGAGGAAACGCCCCCGGGCGGAGGGGCGGAGUCUGCGCGGUCCGCCCAGGUUGGGUUGGGGCGCGAAGCCACCGCUGACGGCACGGACCACCGCACCCUGCGCCGGUCCCCCGAGCCCGCACACGGCGGGGCGAACCCGUGCGAAACGGACGCAGGCACCAAAGGCAAGAAAGACAAACACAGCCGUCAUCGUCCCAAACCACGUGCUGCUUUCCGAGCGACGCCGGCCGCUGCCCGGGGGAAAGCUGCCCGUCUGGGUAAACGGCAGGAGAAGCCCACCGCCCACGGAAGCACGGCCGGCGUCUCACCUGGGAAACCGCCCCCCGGGAAAACGUCGGCGGCGGCCCGCACGCUCUCUCUUCGUGAAGGAAGGCUGUUCGCCUGGCGGCUGAACGUGGCGUCCGGACAGCGGGGUGAUGCUGAUACAGCUGGUGCUUUCCCGCCGCCCACCACGCCAACACUCAGCGAGAAGGCGGCACCUGAGAGCCAGGGAGCGGGCCCUCAGCAGGAGCCUGCACUUGACCUGGGACUCCAGGACGGGACCCUGGAGCGCCUGGUGCUCACCCUGCGGGAAGUGAACUCCACACCAAAGCCGGGUUCGAAAGAGGGUCCUGCCCUAGGCCGCGCGGGGGAGCAGCGGAAGAGCGGGGAGCCCCGACCCAGGCCGCAGGCGACGGAGGGGGUGGGAGCCAGGCGUGACGGCGCACGGAGCACCCGCGGGGAGGAGAGCCCGGGCCGGUGCCUCCUGGGACUCAAGAGGGACGGAGGGCUGAGGGCUGCCCCGAGGACGGGGUCCGGGGUCCGCAGAGAGCAGCCGUUGCCCAUGGUGAGGGGCGUGCCCCCUGGCGGUGCGCCCCGUCGGGGUUGGUCCCUCGAUCUCAAGGGACCCCGGAAUUUCAGGAGGGGAAGAGCCGGGAGCCUGAAGGGGCUGCGCUGGCCCCGCCAGGACGGGGGCUGGGGUGAGGACCCGAGCUGCGCUGUGGGCGGGGCUGGGAGCCGGGGAGGGGCGGGAACAGGGCAGGCCGGGGGCGUGGCCGUGGGCGUGACCGGGUCUGGGGUCCAGCCGAGGGGCGGGGCGGAGGCGGGCGGGCCGGUGGCGCGCGGGGCUGGGCGCGCGCAGGGCUCUCGGUGCCUGGGUGGACCCCGGUGCGCAGGUCUCUGCUGCCUCUUGGCAGCGGGCGGGAAGCAGGACCUCCCGCACCUGCAGCGACCUCGUACUCGCGGGCUCCGGUGCGGUCACCUGCGGCUGCGCUCCCUGUUCGCCCGCGCCGGUCCAUGGCGCACGUGGAGGCGGCGGCUCCGAGGGCUCCCCCGGGCUGCGUGUGAGCUGGGCGCCGGAGGAGGGACCCGGCGCGGGGCCGCGGGCGCGAUGCCUGUCCUUGUGGAGGCGACGGCGGCCGGGCGCGCGGUGGCCCUGGCCCUGGUGCUGCUGCUCCCCGCCGUGCCCGCGGGCGCCGGCGCCCUGCUCCGCCUGCAGCCCAGCAUGCCCCACGUGUGCGCGGAGCAGGAGCUGACCCUGGUGGGCCGCCGCCAGCCCUGCGUGCAGGCCUUCAGCCGGACGGUGCCCGUGUGGAGGCCGGGCUGCGGACGGCAGCCGUGGUGCGUCAGCCAGGAGCGGAGAACCAGCUACUACACCAGCUACAGGCAGGUGUACGCCGCGGAGACCCGGACCGUGCUCAGGUGCUGCCCCGGGUGGAGCCAGCAGCCGGGCGCCCAGGGCUGCCUCGCCGCCGAGUGCCGCGCUGGCCUGUGUUUCAACGGUGGCAGCUGCGAGCCCGGCUCAGCCCGGCCGUGCCGCUGCCCCGCCGGCUUCCAGGGCCCCCGCUGCCAGCACGACGUGAACGAGUGUGCCGCUGGCAACGGGGGCUGCGAGGGCCACUGCUGCAACACCGUGGGGGGCUUCUAUUGCCGCUGCCCCCCGGGCCGCCAGCUGCACGGAGACGGCAAGACCUGCGGAGAUGUGGACGAGUGCCAGAUGCACAACGGCGGCUGCCACCACAGGUGCGUGAACACGCCCGGCUCCUACGUCUGCGAGUGCAGGCCCGGCUUCCGGCUCCACGCAGACGGCAGGACCUGCCUGGCCAUCCCGUCCUGCGCCGUGGGCAACGGGGGCUGCCAGCACAGCUGCGUGCAGCUCACGGUCACCCAGCACCGCUGCCAGUGCCGGCCCGAGUUCCAGCUCCAGGAGGACGGCAGGCGCUGCGUCCGCAGGAACCCGUGCGCGGACCGGAACGGCGGCUGCAUGCACACCUGCCAGGCGCUGCGGGGCCUCGCCCACUGCGCGUGCCGCGCCGGCUACCAGCUGGCAGCCGACCGCAAGGCCUGCGAAGACGUGGACGAGUGUGCGGCGGGGCUGGCCCAGUGUGCCCACGGCUGCCUCAACACUCAAGGGUCCUUCAAGUGCGUGUGCCACGCCGGGUACGAGCUGGGGGCCGACGGCCGGCAGUGCUACAGGAUCGAGAUGGAGAUCGUGAACAGCUGCGAGGUGGACAACGGCGGCUGCUCCCACGGCUGCAGCCACAGCAGCGAGGGGCCGCUGUGCACCUGCCCCCGCGGCUACGGGCUGGACGAGGACCAGAAGACGUGCAUCGACGUGGACGACUGUGCCGACGCGCCCUGCUGCCAGCAGGUCUGCACCAACAGCCCCGGCGGCUACGAGUGCAGCUGCUACGCCGGCUACCGGCUCCUCCCCGACGGCUGCGGGUGUGAGGACGUGGACGAGUGUGCGUCUGGCCGCGGGGGCUGCGACCACCGCUGCACCAACCUGGCCGGCUCCUUCCGCUGCUCCUGCGAGGCCGGCUUCCGGCUGGACGAGGACCGCCGGGGCUGCUCCCCCCUGGACAUGCCCGAGGUGGACCUGGACGGCCGGCUGCCCCUGGCGCGGCCGCUGCCGCACGUCUCGGUGCUGCAGGACACGCUGUCCCACCUCUUCCAAGACGACGACAUCGGGGCCGUGGAGGCGGAGGCCCGGGGGGAGCACACGCUGGAGGAGAAGUUCGUCUGCCUGGAGGACGCCUUCGGCCCCGACUGCAGCCUGACCUGCGAGGACUGCGGCAACGGAGGGACCUGCCUGCCCGGCCUGGACGGCUGCGACUGUCCCGAGGGCUGGACCGGGCUCGUCUGCAACGAGACUUGCCCCCCAGACACCUUCGGCAAGAACUGCAGCUCCGCCUGCAGCUGCCAGAACGGCGGGACCUGCGACCCUGUGACGGGGGCCUGCCGCUGCCCCCCGGGUGUCGGCGGAGCCCACUGCGAGGACGGCUGCCCCAGGGGUUUCUACGGCAAGCAUUGCCGCAAGAAGUGCCACUGCGCCAACCGGGGCCGCUGCCACCGCCUCUACGGGGCCUGCCUCUGUGACCCCGGGCUCUACGGCCGCUUCUGCCACCUGGCCUGCCCGCCGUGGGCCUUCGGGCCGGGCUGCUCGGAGGAGUGCCAGUGCGAGCAGCCACACACGCGGGCGUGCGACGGGAAGGACGGCCGCUGCUUCUGCAAGGCGGGCUUCCGGGGCCCGCGGUGCCAGCACGCCUGCGAGCCGGGCUCCUUCGGGCCGGGGUGCCAGCAGGCGUGUGCCUGUCCCCCGGGCUUGGCCUGCGACCCCGUCAGCGGCGCGUGUGGGAAGCCGUGUCCUGCCGGCUACCGCGGGGAGGACUGUGACCAAGAGUGCCCAGUGGGGACAUUUGGCGUGAACUGUUCGGGCUCCUGCUCCUGUGGGGGGGCCCUCUGCAACACGGUCACCGGGCAGUGCCUGUGCCCGCCGGGGCGGACGGGGGACGCCUGUGGGGAAGACUGCCCCGAGGGCCGCUGGGGGCUCGGCUGCCAGGAGAUCUGCCCGGCGUGCGAGCACGGAGCCACCUGUGAGCCUGAGACUGGAGCCUGCCGGUGCCGCCCCGGCUACACGGGCAGCCGCUGCCAGGACGCGUGCCCCGCGGGCUGGUUCGGGCCCGGCUGCCGCACCCGCUGCUCCUGUGCCAACGACGGGCCCUGCGACCCAGCAACCGGGCGUUGCAGCUGCGCCCCGGGGUGGACCGGCCUCAGCUGCCAGAGAGCCUGCGACAGCGGACGCUGGGGACCGGACUGCAGCCACACCUGCAACUGCAGCGCGGGCCACGGGGGCUGCGACGCCGUCAGCGGUGCCUGCCUGUGCGAGCCUGGCUACCUGGGCCCGCGGUGUGAGCAGCGGUGUCCCCAAGGCCGCUUUGGGCCGGGCUGUGAGCGGCGGUGCCAGUGCGAGCACGGGGGGGACUGUGACCACGUCGGCGGGGCCUGCACCUGCCCAGCUGGCUGGAGGGGGACCUUCUGUGAGCGAGCCUGCCCGGACGGCUUCUUCGGACUGGACUGCCACCAGGCCUGUGACUGCGCCGCCGGGGUGCCCUGCGACGCUGCGAGCGGCGCCUGCCUCUGCCCCGCGGGCCGCCGGGGCCCCCGCUGCGCCCAGACCUGCCCGGCCUUCACCUACGGGCACAACUGUAGCCAGGCCUGCUCCUGCUUCAACGGGGCCUCCUGUGACCCAGUGCAUGGGCGGUGCCACUGUGGCCCUGGCUGGACGGGUCCCAGCUGCCUGCAGGCCUGCCCCGCGGGUCUGCACGGCGAGAACUGCCAGCGUGCCUGCCUCUGCCAGAACGGGGGCACCUGCGACCCUGUCUCAGGCCACUGCGCCUGCCCGGACGGCUGGGCCGGCCCGGCCUGCGAGCAGGCCUGUGCCGAGGGCACCUUUGGGGCUGGCUGCGAGGAGCACUGCGCCUGCCGGCGGGGAGCCACCUGCCACCGGGUCACCGGGGCCUGCCUCUGCCCGCCGGGAUGGAGGGGCUCGCGGUGUGACACUGCCUGCCCGCGUGGCUGGUUCGGGGAGGCCUGUGCCCGCCGCUGCCGGUGCUCGCCGGACUCCGCCUGCCACCACGUCACCGGAGAGUGUCGCUGUCCCCCCGGCUUCACCGGGCCCGGCUGUGAGCAGGCCUGCCCGCCGGGCACCUUCGGGGAGAACUGUGGGCACGAGUGCCAGUGUCCCAGCAAGAACCAGGCCUGCGACCCUGCCUCGGGCAUCUGUGUGUGCGCGGCCGGCUACCAUGGCACUGACUGCCGGCAACGGUGCCCUCCCGGGCGCUUCGGGGCCGGUUGCGAGCAGCUGUGUGGGUGUCUCAACGGGGGAUCCUGUGACGCAGCCACGGGCGCCUGCCGCUGCCCCACCGGCUUCCUGGGUGCCGACUGUGGCCUCUCGUGUCCCCAGGGCCGCUUUGGCCCCGGCUGUGCCCACCUGUGCAGCUGUGGGCAGGGGGCGACCUGCGACCCCGUGACCGGCAACUGCACCUGCCCGCCGGGGAGGACCGGCGCCCGCUGCGAACAGGACUGUCCCCAGGACCGGUUUGGCGAGAGCUGUGAGCACGCAUGCGCCUGCAGAAACGGGGGCCUGUGCCACCCGGCCACCGGCAGCUGCUCCUGCGGCCUGGGCUGGACAGGGCCGCACUGCGAGCUGGCCUGCCCCGCCGGGCGCUACGGGGCCGCCUGCCGCCUGGAGUGCUCCUGCCGCCACAACGGCACCUGCGAGCCCAGCACGGGCGCCUGCCGCUGCCGCCCCGGCUUCUACGGCCAGGCCUGCGAGCACUCCUGUCCCCCUGGCUUCCACGGGGCCGGCUGCCAGGAGCCGUGCAAGUGCCACCGCGGAGCCCCCUGCCACCCGGCCAGUGGCCAGUGUCUCUGCCCCGCCGGCUUCCGCGGCCAGUUCUGCGAGAGCGGGUGUGAGCCGGGCUCGUUCGGAGAGGGCUGCCGUCAGCGGUGUGACUGCGAGGGGGGGGCGGGCUGCGACCCCGUCUCUGGACAAUGCUUGUGCCCCCCGGGGCGCAGGGGGGCCACCUGCAGCCUUGACUGCAGGCCCGGCUUCUUCGGCCCAGGCUGCGCGCUGCGCUGUGGCUGCGGGGGCGGGGCCGACUGCGACCCGGUCAGCGGCCAGUGUCACUGCGUGGAUGGCUACACGGGGCCCACGUGCCGGCAAGGUGGGCCACCCCAGCUCCCUGGGGUCCCGUUCCCAGCCCUGAGUCCAGCGGCCUCACACGCAGCCCCUCCCAGACCAGCGCCCACGCUGCUGCACAGCAGGCCAGAGGACCACUAGCUCAGAGGCAGCGAGGUGCCCCUCCUGAGUGCCGCACUGAGGGGCCCCGGGGGCUUCGGUGACCUCCGAGGAGGGACGCCACUGGCCAGGACCGAGGCCCACCCUUGCUUCCGAGGCCGGUGGACAGCCGUGCAGCCUCUCCAUCUGCAAGGACCUGCAGGGAUCGCCCGGCCUCCAGGAGGGAGGCUCCGCCUGGUGGAGCUGCUCCAGCCCGGAGCCCAGGCCAGUGGACAGGAGGCCUGUGCGGAGGGGGCCUGCCCCUCCCCACCGCCAGCUGGCUCGGACUGCUGGCCGCUGGGGGUGCAGGUGCAGCUGUGGGGCCCUCGUGCCCUGAGGAGGCUCUUUGGUGCUAGGCCUUGGGACUGGUGCAUCCCGCCUGUCACCUGGGAAUGCCACCGGCCGUAUUUAUGGGAAGGUAUUUAUGGGCAGCCGGACACGCCCGCUGCACCCCUGGGUGCAGGGAGGCCCGUCUCCUGCCUGCCUCAGGGAGCCCGGACUGGGGACUGCGGGGCCCCGAGGGGCCUCCCUCCGGGCGGUGGGCUGUGGUACGCUGUGAAACCCAGUGAGUAAGAAAGGAGCA